CUGCCAUGCCCUUUCAUGACAACACAGAGAAAAGUUGGAGAAAAAUCAGACCUGGUGAUGUACAAGAAACUGGUAACCAAGGGAACAACAGACUAUUGUUACCUGAAUGUGAGACUAGAUUUUGAAGAUGCGGGCCCAGAGAUAAGUGCUAUAGAUUUCAAGCAGAUCAUUCUAGAGGCUGUAACAUCACUGUUCGGACUGGCUGGGGCAUCGACUUUGAUUGACAUAUUGAGAUACGACCAAGCUGACAGAACAGCAGUUGUUAGAAUAUACCACAGAUUUUUGACGAAACUAUGGUCAUCACUAAGUUUUUAUGGCAAUUACAGGGGAAGAGCGUGUGCCUUUAGGGUGCUUCAGGUUUCUGCACAUUUAAUGGCCAUGGCAUGUAACAGUAGAUCUAUGGUUAUAGAAGUGGAACAGGAAAAAUAAUUACAGGAUGGCAGCCUCCCUGUAUGUGAAUUAGGAUAAUUUGCGUAUAUUUUUGCUUAAAAUAGU
Molecule: messenger RNA, 495 nt
Organism: Mercenaria mercenaria
Lineage: Eukaryota; Metazoa; Mollusca; Bivalvia; Venerida; Veneridae
Product: ribonuclease P protein subunit p14-like
Exons: 6
Coding region: 16-429 (137 amino acids)
Biological process (GO): tRNA 5'-leader removal
Cellular component (GO): ribonuclease P complex
Source: RefSeq, a predicted model, not a curated record